This is a messenger RNA of Paramecium pentaurelia, 755 nucleotides long. NCBI's taxonomy places the organism in Eukaryota, Ciliophora, Oligohymenophorea, Peniculida, Parameciidae. The record is from the annotation of a GenBank genome assembly.
AUGGCCGAUUUUAAUCCUUAAGAAAGAGUAAAGAAAAUGGUAAAUGCUAUUAAAGCAGAGGUGAAUAUUGAAUAAUUAUUUUAGGCUACAGAGAAAGCUGAAUAAAUUAAAGAUAUGGCUGCUUAAUAAUUCAGAAUUGAAAAAAAUAAGCUUCUUAAUCAAUAAAAAGAAAGGAUUAUAGAGGAAUAUAAAAAGAAAAUUGAAUCAUAUACUAUUGAAAAAAGAAUGUAAAAAUAUUGAAUCACCAUUUUUAGUUAACGAUCAUCAAAGAUCAACUAAUCAAGAUUAUCAAAGAUGCAAGCUCGUUUUGAGUUAAUUUAGAGACUUAAAGAAGAAGUUCGUUAGAAAAUGACCAAAUUAAUUUAAGAUUAAAGUGUAUAUAAAGAAUUAUUGAAAAAUUUGAUUGUGUAAGGAAUGAUUAAAUUAUUGGAACCUCGUAUUGAAUUGACAUGCUUAGAAUAAGAUGUUUAAUUAGUAAAAUCAAUUUUGGGAGAGUGUCAAGAGGAAUUUUCAUAGAUUAUUAAAAGAGAGACUACUAAAGACUUCAAAACAACACUUAGCAUCAAUCAAAGUCAAUAUUUAACUGAGAAAAGUGGGAAACCCAUGUACAAAAUAAAUUGAUUUUAGAUUGGGUGGAAUUGUACUUAGUUGUGCAAAUAAUCGAAUAGUAUGCUCAAACACUCUUGAUGAUAGAUUGGAACUCUCAUUGCAAGAGUUUUUGCCAGAUAUUAGAAAUGGUUUAUUUAGAAAAUGAU